Messenger RNA from Neomonachus schauinslandi (Hawaiian monk seal), 2633 nucleotides. RefSeq names its product transferrin receptor (gene TFRC). Gene Ontology annotation, biological process: intracellular iron ion homeostasis; transferrin transport. Bases 98 to 2410 code for a protein of 770 amino acids. Gene Ontology annotation, molecular function: transferrin receptor activity. The record is from RefSeq and is a predicted model, not a curated record. NCBI's taxonomy places the organism in Eukaryota, Metazoa, Chordata, Mammalia, Carnivora, Phocidae. Gene Ontology annotation, cellular component: external side of plasma membrane. The transcript is spliced from 19 exons.
CGAACAUCCCCCAGAGAACGUCAGCUUCGGCCUGUGGCGGCUCUGUCGGUAGCGGCCGGAGGGGUGUCCGUGCUCUUCUUCUGUGUGGCAGCUCAGAAUGAUGGAUCAAGCCAGAUCAGCAUUCUCUACCUUGUUUGGUGGAGAACCAUUGUCCUAUACCCGGUUUAGUCUGGCACGGCAAGUAGAUGGUGAUAACAGUCAUGUGGAGAUGAAACUAGCUGCAGAUGAAGAAGAAAGUGUUGACAAUAACGUGGGGGGUAAUCAUGCCAGUGUCACAAAACCAAAAAGGCUUAAUGGAUUUAUCUGCUAUGGGACUAUUGCUGUAGUCCUCUUUUUCUUGAUUGGAUUUAUGAUUGGCUACUUCGGCUAUUGUAAACAUAUAGAACCAAAAGCUGAAUGUGAGAGACCAUCAGGAACGAAGUCUCUGGGGACAGAGGGAACAGAACCUUCAGAAACAGAAGAGUACUUCCCUGAAACACCUUCUCGCUUAUUUUGGACGGACCUCAAAACAAUGUUGUCAGAGAGACUGAGUAACACAAACUUCCUCACCACCAUCAGGCUGCUGAAUGAAAAUUCGUAUGUCCCUCGUGAGGCAGGAUCUCAAAAAGAUGAAAGCCUUGCUUUUUUCAUUGAGAAUCAGUUCCGUGCAUUUCUACUUAGCAAAAUCUGGCGUGAUGAACAUUUUGUUAAGAUUCAGGUCAAAAGCAGCAGUGCUCAAAACUCGGUGACCAUAGUGGGCACGGACGGUGGCAUGGUGUACCUGGUGGAGAGUCCUGAGGGUUACGUGGCAUACAGUAAGGCAGCGACAGUUACUGGUAGACUGGUCCAUGCUAAUUUUGGCACCAAAAAAGACUUUGAGAAUUUAAACUCUCCUGUGAAUGGAUCUUUAGUGAUCGUUAGAGCAGGGAAAAUCACUUUUGCUGAAAAGGUUGCAAAUGCUCAAAGUUUCAAUGCAAUUGGUGUCUUGAUAUACAUGGACCAGGCUAGAUUUCCCAUUGUUAAUGCAGAGAUUCCAGUCUUUGGACAUGCUCACCUGGGAACAGGUGACCCGUACACACCUGGAUUCCCUUCUUUCAAUCACACUCAGUUUCCACCGUCUCAGUCAUCAGGAUUGCCCAGCAUUCCUGUCCAAACAAUUUCCAGAGCUGCUGCAGAAAAGUUGUUUGAAAAUAUGGAAGGAGACUGUCCUUCUGCCUGGGAAAUAGACUCCUCGUGCAGGCUGGAGACUUCCCAGAACAGGAAUGUGAAGCUCACUGUGAACAAUGUGCUGAAAGAGAUAAGAAUUUUUAACGUUUUUGGAGUUAUUAAAGGUUUUGAAGAACCUGAUCGCUAUGUUGUAAUAGGGGCUCAGAGGGAUGCCUGGGGUCCUGGAGCUGCAAAGUCUAGCGUAGGAACAGCUCUCCUAUUGGAGCUUGCCCGGAUAUUUUCUGAUAUGGUCUUAAAAGAUGGCUUUAGACCCAGCAGAAGCAUUGUCUUUGCCAGCUGGAGUGCUGGAGACUUUGGAGCAGUUGGUGCCACUGAAUGGCUAGAGGGAUACCUUUCCUCCCUGCAUUUAAAGGCUUUCACGUACAUUAAUCUGGAUAAAGCUAUUCUUGGUACCAACAACUUCAAGGUUUCGGCCAGCCCACUGUUGUAUUCGCUUAUUGAGAAAACGAUGAAAGAUGUGAAACAUCCGGUUACUAAGCAGUCUCUUUAUCGGGACAGCAACUGGAUCAACAAAGUAGAGGAAUUUUCUUUGGAUAAUGCUGCUUUCCCUUUCCUUGCGUAUUCUGGAAUCCCAGCAGUUUCUUUCUGUUUUUGUGAGGGCACAGAUUAUCCUUAUUUGGGUACUACCAUGGAUGUCUAUGAGAAACUGAAACAGAAAAUUCCUCAGUUGAAUGAAAUGGCACUUGGAGCAGCAGAAGUAGCUGGUCAGCUUAUAAUGAAACUUACCUAUGAUCUUGAAUUGAACCUGAACUAUGAGAUGUAUAAUGACAAAAUACUUGCAUUUGUGAGGGAUAUGAACCAAUUCAGAGCAGACAUAAAGGAGAUGGGUCUGAAUCUACAGUGGCUGUAUUCUGCUCGUGGAGACUUUUUCCGAGCCACCUCCAGACUAACAACAGAUUAUAAGAAUGCAGAGAGAACAAACAGAUAUAUCAUGAGGGAGAUCAAUGACCGUAUCAUGAAAGUGGAAUAUAACUUCCUCUCACCCUACAUAUCUCCGAGAGAUUCUCCUUUCCGACACAUCUUCUGGGGGUCUGGCUCUCACACUCUGUCAGCUUUACUAGAGCAUCUGAAGCUGCGUCAGAAAAAUAACAGUGCUUUUAAUGAAACACUGCUGAGAAACCAGUUGGCUCUAGCAACUUGGACUAUUCAAGGAGCUGCAAAUGCCCUCUCUGGUGACAUAUGGGACAUUGACAAUGAGCUUUAAAUGUAAUGCCCAUAACUUCUCUAAGAACAUCAGGGUAGUGUGAUUUCUAGACUUGUGCUGGUUGUGCUAAAUUUUUAGUAGGGCUACAAAACCUAAUAUUGUUAAAAUUCUACCCAACCAUCUUGGUACUCCUAGAUAUCUUUAGGCAGCAGCUUUUAAUACAGGGUAGGUACCUGCACUUCAAGUUAAAGUGAAUAACGACUUAAAAAUGUUCAUAAUAGAA